Molecule: messenger RNA, 5067 nt
Organism: Glycine soja
Lineage: Eukaryota; Viridiplantae; Streptophyta; Magnoliopsida; Fabales; Fabaceae
Product: ABC transporter C family member 8-like
Exons: 12
Coding region: 129-4532 (1467 amino acids)
Biological process (GO): transmembrane transport
Cellular component (GO): plant-type vacuole; vacuolar membrane
Molecular function (GO): ABC-type transporter activity; ATP binding; ATP hydrolysis activity
Source: RefSeq, a predicted model, not a curated record
AAUUAUGAUUGCCUCAGAGCAACUGGUGCAUGAAGCUUGUUUUUAAAAAUACUAGUGCCGCACAAGUAUUUUAAAAUACUGAGACACUGCAAAAAGGAGGACAAACCAUUCCAAUUCAAGCUCCAAAAAUGGCUUAUUUUGGGAAAACAAUAGAUGAUUUCUCAUGGACUUGUCUGAAGGAUUUUGAAUUCACUUCUUUCUGUUCGCAAAGAACCACAAUAGACACCAUAAAUCUACUUUUUGUGUGUUUCUUCUACACGUCUAUGAUUAUCAGUAUAAUCAGAAGAUGUUCUAUAAGUUGUAGUUUCAGGACAAAAUGGACUUUCCUUGUUGCCUCUAUCUGCUGCGCUAUUAUUAGCAUUGCUUUUUACAGUAUUGGCUUGUGGAUUCUCAUAGUCAAAACUGAUAACACCAAGCAACUGAGCUGGGUAGCUUGCGUUGUCAGAGGAUUUGUUUGGACUUCUUUGGCAGUUUCUCUGCUUGUUCAGAGAGAAAAAUGGAUCAAAAUUCUGAACUGUGCCUGGUGGACAUGUUCCUGUGUACUGGUUUCAUCUCUCAUCAUAGAGAUUCUGUUGAGAAAGCAUGCAAUAGAAAUUUUUGAUAUAGUACAAUGGCUUACACACUUCCUUCUUCUGUUUUGUGCCUUCCAAAAUCUAUGUUACUAUGUCUCUCAAAGUCUGCCAGAAAGCUUAUCUGAACCACUGUUAGCUCAAGAAGUUGACACUAAACAAACAGAACUAGGCCAUAGUACCUUCCUCAGCAAAUUGACUUUCUCUUGGGUUAACUCCUUACUCCGUCUGGGUUACUCAAAGCCACUAGCUCUUGAAGACAUCCCUUCCCUUCUUUCUGAAGAUGAAGCAGAAUUUGCGUACCAAAACUUUAUGCAUACAUGGGAAUCCCUUGUAAGGGAGAGUAGCAAGGACAAUACCAAAAACUUGGUUCUCUGGUCUGUUGUUAGAACUCACUUAAAAGAGAACAUACUCAUAGCUUUUUAUGCACUACUUAGAACCAUAGCUGUGACUGUUUCGCCUUUAAUACUUUAUGCUUUUGUCAACUACUCAAAUAGCAGGGAUGCCAAGCAAACAAAUCUCAAAGAAGGUCUUUCCAUAGUUGGUUUUCUUAUUCUCUCCAGAGUGGUUGAUUCUGUGUCCCAGAGACAUUGGUUUUUUGAUUCCAGGAGAUCAGGAUUGAAGAUAAGAUCAGCUCUGAUGGUGGCAGUGUAUAAAAAACAGCUAAAGCUUUCUAGCUCGGCAAGGAGAAGGCACUCAACAGGUGAAAUUGUGAAUUACAUUGCUGUUGACACAUAUCGUAUGGGAGAAUUUCCAUGGUGGUUUCAUAUAUCAUGGACUUCUGCAGUACAACUUGUUCUCUCUGUUGGUGUCCUUUUUGGUGUUGUUGGUGUUGGUGCUCUUCCUGGUUUAGUCCCACUUGUUAUAUGUGGACUUAUCAAUGUACCAUUUGCUAAGAUCCUACAACAUUGUAUGGCACAGUUCAUGAUUUCACAGGAUGAGCGUCUUAGAUCAACUUCAGAAAUUCUGAAUAGCAUGAAAAUCAUUAAGUUACAAUCCUGGGAGGACAAAUUCAAGAAUUUGGUUGAGAACCUACGUGCUAAAGAGUUCAUCUGGCUGUCUAAGUCGCAGAUGAUGAAAUCUUAUGGAACAUUUCUGUAUUGGAUGUCACCUACCAUCGUUUCUGCUGUUGUUUUCCUCGGUUGUGCUCUUUUCAAUAGUGCCCCGUUGAAUGCUGGAACCAUUUUCACAGUUUUUGCAACGUUGAGGAACUUGUCAGAACCUGUUCGAAUGAUUCCAGAGGCUCUAUCCAUGAUGAUCCAAGUUAAGGUAUCCUUUGAUCGUCUCAAUACCGUUUUGCUUGAUGAAGAGCUAGAUAGUAGCAAUGCUAACAGAAGAAAUAUAAACCAAAGUUCGGUUAAUGCUGUGGAAAUCCAAGCCGGAAAUUUCAUUUGGGAUCACGAAUCAGUAUUUCCAACUUUAAGAGAUGUGAAUUUACAAAUUGAACAAGGACAGAAAAUCGCAGUUUGUGGGCCUGUUGGCGCUGGAAAAUCAUCUCUUUUAUUUGCAGUACUUGGAGAGUUUCCAAAGAUCUCAGGAACCGUUAAUGUGUCUGGCACUGUAGCCUAUGUUUCUCAAACUUCUUGGAUACAAAGUGGGACAGUUCGAGAUAAUAUACUCUUUGGAAAGCCAAUGGACAAAACAAGAUAUGAUGAUGCCAUUAAAGUUUGUGCUUUAGACAAGGAUAUUAAUGAUUUUAGCCAUGGUGAUCUGACUGAAAUAGGUCAGCGAGGGAUUAACAUGAGUGGAGGACAAAAGCAAAGGAUUCAACUAGCUCGUGCAGUCUACAAUGACGCUGACAUCUAUCUCCUUGAUGACCCUUUCAGUGCAGUUGAUGCUCACACUGCUGCUAUCCUCUUCAAUGACUGUGUAAUGAUGGCUCUAAGAGAGAAAACAGUCAUUCUAGUCACUCAUCAAGUGGAGUUUCUCUCACAAGUGGAUACAAUCCUGGUAAUGGAAGGUGGAAAAGUUACUCAAGCAGGUAAUUAUGUGAAUCUCUUGACAUCUGGGACAGCCUUUGAACAACUUGUGAGCGCUCAUAAGGAAGCAAUUUCAGAGUUGGAACAAAAUAAUGAAAACAAAACUCAUACAGAAGAGUCUCAAGGUUUUUAUCUCACUAAAAACCAAAGUGAGGGGGAGAUUUGUUACAAGGGUCAACUUGGGGUACAGCUUACACAAGAAGAAGAAAAAGAGAUUGGUGAUGUUGGCUGGAAGACAAUCUGGGAUUAUAUUUCAUUUUCCAGGUGUUCAAUGAUGCUGUGUUGGAUCAUAUUGGGACAAUUUGCUUUUGUUGUUUUACAGGCUGCGUCAACGUUUUGGCUUGUUCAAGCCAUUGAAAUUCCAAAAUUAAGUAGUGUCACCUUGAUUGGAGUUUACUCAUUAAUUUCAUUUGGUGGUACUGCAUUUGCAUUUCUAAGGACUAGCAUUGGUGCACACCUCGGAUUAAAAGCUUCUACAGCCUUCUUCUCAAGUUUCACUACUUCUAUCUUCAAUGCUCCUAUGCUGUUCUUUGAUUCAACCCCUGUAGGAAGGAUUUUAACCCGCGCAUCAUCAGAUUUAACUAUUUUGGACUUUGAUAUACCCUUUUCCAUCACUUUUGUAGCUUCUGUUCCAAUUGAAAUUUUGAUGAUAAUUGGUAUAAUGGUUUACGUAACAUGGCAAGUUCUCAUUGUUGCUGUUCCAGCAAUGGUUGCAUCAAAAUAUGUUCAGGGAUAUUAUCAAGCCUCAGCAAGGGAAUUGAUAAGGAUUAAUGGAACCACAAAAGCUCCUGUCAUGAAUUUUGCAGCUGAGACAUCACUUGGAUUGGUUACUGUAAGAGCAUUUAAUAUGGCAGACAGAUUUUUUAAAAAUUACUUAAAACUUGUGGACACAGACGCAGCACUGUUCUUUUAUUCUAAUGCGGCCAUGGAAUGGUUAGUUUUAAGGAUUGAAACUCUUCAAAAUUUGACAGUCAUCACUGCAGCUUUGCUGCUUGUUCUAGUUCCUCAGGGAUACGUGUCCCCAGGCCUUGUGGGGCUGUCUCUCUCUUAUACAUUCACCUUGACAGGAACCCAAAUAUUUUUGACUCGAUGGUAUUGCAACUUAUUAAACUAUAUUAUCUCUGUUGAGAGAAUCAAGCAAUUCAUUCAGCUUCCAGAAGAGCCUCCUGCCAUUGUGGAGGACAACCGGCCUCCAUCUUCAUGGCCUUCCAAAGGCAGGAUUGACCUUCAAGCCUUAGAGAUAAGAUAUCGUCCUAAUGCUCCAUUAGUGCUUAAGGGUAUCACUUGUACGUUUAAGGAAGGAAGUAGAGUGGGAGUUGUAGGAAGGACUGGAAGUGGAAAAAGUACGCUCAUAAGUGCUCUUUUUCGCUUAGUUGAGCCAGCAAGUGGUGAUAUUCUUAUAGAUGGGAUUAACAUAUGCUCAAUAGGGUUGAAGGAUUUGAAAAUAAAGCUAAGCAUCAUCCCUCAAGAACCAACUCUUUUCAAGGGAAGCAUUAGAACCAACUUGGACCCUCUAGGCCUGUACUCAGAUGAUGAUUUAUGGAAGGCAUUAGAAAAAUGUCAGCUUAAGGAAACUAUCAGCCGUCUACCAAAUCUCUUGGACUCUUUGGUGAGUGAUGAAGGUGGAAAUUGGAGCUUGGGACAGCGCCAACUAUUUUGUCUUGGAAGAGUACUACUUAAGAGGAACAGAAUUCUAGUUCUGGAUGAAGCUACCGCAUCCAUUGACUCUGCCACAGAUGCCAUUCUACAACAAAUAAUUAGACAAGAAUUUGCCAAAUGCACAGUUAUAACAGUGGCUCACAGGGUUCCAACUGUAAUAGAUAGUGACAUGGUCAUGGUCCUCUCCUAUGGGAAACUUGUGGAAUAUGAUGAGCCUUCAAAGCUAAUGGACACCAACUCCUCGUUCUCUAAGCUGGUAGCUGAAUAUUGGUCCAGCUGCAGAAAGAAUUCUCCACAAACGUUAGCAGGCAGCAACAUUGAAUAAUAACACUAUUGAAAAGGGAGAUCACUAAAGGGAGAACAAAUAAAUUGAAGGAAAAUAAAAUAAUUGCAAUUAUAGAAGGGUGUGGAUGCUUUUAUUUAGUUGGCCUUCUUACGCAUAAAUUAGUGUAUUUGUAAGCCUAAUUGGCCUUGAGUUCCCAUCUUUUUUUACCUAGAUCUUCAGUUGUCUACCCAUUUCUUUAAUUAGUUGAGUUGUCAAUGUUCUUUUACCUAAACCUUGAGUUGUUUAGCUUUUUCACUUGGCCUUGAGUUGGCUAGCUUUGUCUUCAAUUGGCCCAGAGUUGCCAAUUUGUCUUUACCAAUAUCUUGAGUUGUCUAGCUUUUUCGUUAGACCUGGAGCUGCUCAUCUUUUCCUUCUUUUGCCUUGAGUUUCUAACCUUUCUUGAAGUGAAUCGGAGUCAAUAAAAGGAGUUAAAAUAGUGACAGUUGACAGAUUAUGCCUGUUUUUUUCUCCAUUCAGAUUGUUAUGCUCAAGUUGCUUCUUGGCAAUAAAAAGGUGAUUGGUGAUUGGUGAUGAA